Molecule: messenger RNA, 1483 nt
Organism: Chara braunii
Lineage: Eukaryota; Viridiplantae; Streptophyta; Charophyceae; Charales; Characeae
Source: the annotation of a GenBank genome assembly
GGAUGCAAGGAACUUCCACCAAUGUGCACGUUCACGACGGCCAUUUGCUAUUGUACCCGACACCUGGCUUCUGCUGGUCUGUCGUGUCGUGGAGUCGUGGAUCAACGGUGCUGUCGUGCGCCUCCCAUGAACGUAGUCCGCCAUCUCCGUUGGCGCAUUGUGCCAUGGCCAUCGGUUGGCCGACGUGUGCAUGGUCUCGCGGGUGACUUCAUGCGUCGUGGGCUUGUGGCGGAUGUGCAACCGCUGUGGGGACGUGCGGAACUGUCUGCGAUGGGGGGAAGCAGAGUGCUUCAAGGUGCGUCACCCGCAAUCGGCAUGUUGUCGGUCGUUGGAGUUGCACAAGCGCCGAGAAACUCGGAAGUCCACCAGAGGAGAAUGUCGGUUGACGUGCAGGCGAGGGGGGUGGACGGCAGUUCACCUGACCUUUUUAGCGCAAUGGACAGCAGGGGAUAUCGACAGUGGCACGAAGAAGGCAGGAGCGACGCCAGAAUCGGGUUUCUGGGGAACACGGCCGGCGAGACAGGGGAGGCCGUUGUCGAGGGUACGGGGAUGGGAAACCGUGGGGAGAGAACGCAGAAGAAUGACGAUGAUGGAACGACAUCCGCGGCGGUGGACAAGAUUGAUGAAGGAGUCGGUGAUCGGACCAAACCGCGUCCCGCAGGUGGACGGGAAAGGAAAGGGGGCAGCUCACCACGACCGCCGAAGAAGAACAACCCCUGGUCUUUGGAAGAGAGAUUGAACCUCGCGAAGUUGGCCAGUGAGGACGACGCCGUGAUGGUCGACGCCGAAGGUGCUCAAGCGUGCAUGACGAGGUCGAAAAGAUGGGAGUGGGUUGCAGAAAGGCUUGGAGACAUCAGUUACUCUAGGACGACAGAAGACUGCAGGAAGAAAUGGGCGGAGAUGGUGAAGAAGCUAGGGGUUAGCUUGACGUUCGAGCGGCAGUGGUGGGACGCUAUGGAGUGGUAUCGGUUGAAGAAGUCGGUGGCGUGUAACGACACACUGGCUUCGGAAGAUUUGAGAGGGGGCGGAUCACCGAGCGGCUGCGAGACGGGUUCGGAGGGUGGUGGGACAGAUGCUUCAGACACCGCCACCAAGACACGACGUACGUCAAGCGGGAAAGCCCGGGGGGGUGAUUCUCCAAUGUCGAUGUACAGCAUGGCAUCGGUGAUGGAGGAGUCAACGAGGGCGUUGUGUGAGGGUUUGGACAAGGCUGGCAACACAUUGGCUCGUUCGUCGACGGAUGGAUCCAGGAUGAUUGCCAUGGAGAUCGGGGCUGUCGCCAGCGCGAUGCGACAGGGCAAUGCCGUUUUGGAAAUGCUUGUCGGGGUUAUGGCGGCGAGAGGUGCAGGGAGUGGUCGGGGAGCGGACGACAACCGCGAUACGGACCCCUCCACAAGGUAGUGACCGAUCAUCGGCGACGUGGCUUCCAAUUCCGACCCACCUGCGGAAAGGAGGGGGGGGGAAAUAAAAUGGGGGAAUUUUU